This is a messenger RNA of Trichobilharzia regenti, 156 nucleotides long. The record is from the annotation of a GenBank genome assembly. Lineage: Eukaryota; Metazoa; Platyhelminthes; Trematoda; Strigeidida; Schistosomatidae.
UUGCUUCUUCAUUUCAGAUCAUGAAUACUCAUUUACAGCAUGUUCGCCAGCGUCUUCAAAUGGUAGAAUUGGAUAGUUUAUGGAAUUUGAGUGGUUAUGAGGUAGACGGUUUGGAACUAAUCAUAGCAGUUAGAAUACAGUUAAACAUGGAGAGAA